CAAAAUGGACUGCAAAAACCAAAACACACAGACAACACGUCCUGUGUUGGCAAAUCUUAAUAUACAAUAAUUCAUUGACGUGAUUCUGGUUGAAACCUUUAUUAGUAUCUUAAUUUUUUUUGGGACUCCAAUCUAGCCAACUUUCAUUAUUAUAUACAAAUCAAAAUUAUUUGUGCUUUGCCAAAUCUUCACUCAUCCUCUUAUGUCUUUUCCUUAACAAUCAAAAGCCAAACAAGAACACCAGUUUGUUCAUUCAAACCAGAAACACAAAAGCAAUCAUUGAGCAGCAAAGUUUGGAUUUUUUCUUUGAUUCCUUUUCUUUAUCAUGGUCUCUGUUUCGGUCUUAUACUCUGUUUCUCUUUAGAUUUCUUCUUUACUCCUUCAUUUCCAUAUACCCUGAAGUUCCUUAAUCAUCAAGUUACUAUUUUUGUGCCAAAAUUAGUGUUUUUGAAUCCAAUCUGAACAUGGGUCACUACACUUUGUUGUUGAACACUUGUUUUCUUAUAGUGGUGUGUGCCUUCAUGGUUGUUCAUUUGCAACUUCCUGAAGUUGUCGAUGUGGACAACCACACCGACAACUCUUUCUCUAACAUAACAACCGACCAAGAUUGCAACAGUUUGCACAACCAUGACGACUACAAACACAAGUGUCUGUACCUCAAAUCCAACGAUCCAUGCGUGUCUCAGGGCUACAUCGAUUACCUUUUCUUCUUCUAUUGCAAGCUUGGGAGGUUCCCUCUUUUAGGUUACACUCUAUUGAUACUUUGGCUCCUUGUUUUGUUUUACAUGUUGGCAAACACUACUUGUCAGUAUUUUUGUCCUUCACUUGAAAAUCUUUCAAAGUUUCUCAGGUUGUCGCCAACAAUUGCUGGGGUGACUCUUCUCUCCCUUGGCAAUGGUGCCAGUGAUGUCUUCUCAAGCCUUGUUUCUUUCCAAGGUAGUGGGACCCAAAGCAUUGGCUUCAACACUGUUCUUGGUGGGGUUUCUUUUGUCACUUGUGUUGUUGUGGGCCUAGUUAGCAUUUCAAUACGUAACAAGAGUGUUGGGGUUAUCAAAUCUGCGUUUGUGAGGGAUGUUUGCUUUCUCUUUCUCGUUCUUUUGUUCUUGUUUAGCAUCUUGAUCAGUGGUGAGAUCAAUGUUCUUGGUGCAGUUGGUUUUACUCUUUUGUAUGGGUUGUAUGUGGUUGUUGUUUACGUGUCUUCCACGCGAUGGAAGGAUGGUUGUGGUGGCGAAGGGGUUGUCGGGGUUGUCGGGGUUGAUGGUGUUGCUGAUAUUGCUGAAAAUCUGAACGUGCAGCUUCUGAAUUCCAUUGAGAAAGGUUUUAUUGAUGAAAAUGAAAUGAAUGAUGUUAAAGAAAAGAGGAACUGGUGUUUGGGAUCUUCAAUAUGGCGAAAUUCCCUUUAUGCCCUUGAGAUGCCACUUUACUUGCCAAGGAGGUUGACAAUUCCGGUUGUUUGUGAAGAAAAUUGGUCAAAGCCAUUUGCUGUGGGUUCAGUGAUUUUGGCACCGGUUCUGUUAUGUGUAAUUUGGGUUCCUUUUAAUCGAGAAAAUUUUAUGAACACCUUUAUGAUCUAUGGGAUCGGUUUAUUAAUUGGAAUUGUACUUGGAAUAGCGGCAAUUUUAACUACAAAUAUGUCGGCGCCGCCGCCGCGGAAGUGGUUGUUUCCGUGGCUUGCCGGAGGGUUUCUGAUGAGUGUGACUUGGAGUUACAUUUCAGCUCAAGAAUUGGUAGGGUUGCUAGUUUCAAUUGGAUACAUUUGUGGAAUUAGUCCUUCAAUUCUAGGGUUAACGGUUCUUGCUUGGGGGAAUUCACUUGGGGAUUUAAUGACGAAUUUAACCCUGGCUAUAAAUGGUGGAUCUGAGGGUGCUCAAAUUGCAAUUUCAGGUUGCUAUGCUGGCCCAAUAUUUAAUACUCUUGUUGGGUUGGGUUUGUCUCUUGUUACUUGCACUUGGUCACAGUACCCACAAAAUGUUGUCAUCACUAAAGAUUUAUAUCUAUGGGAGACAAUGGGAUUUUUGGUCAUUGGAUUAAUUUGGGCACUUGUGGUUUUGAUUAGAAAAGAUAUGAAACUUAAUGGACUUUUGGGAGUGGGGCUUUUGGUAAUUUACUUCGUUUCUCUAUUUCUGAGGCUAGUUCAGACUAAAGGGUCUCUAGAUCUAGACCAAUUCUAAUAGAACUUUAUAAUUGAUAAUUCUUAAUUUCUAAGCCUGUUAUUAUUGUAAAAUUGGUGUAUUGAUACAAGUUUAAUAACAUAGAUUUAGAAACACUCAUGAAUGAGUUUUUAUUAUCA
Messenger RNA from Arachis ipaensis, 2290 nucleotides. Its product is annotated as cation/calcium exchanger 2-like. Lineage: Eukaryota; Viridiplantae; Streptophyta; Magnoliopsida; Fabales; Fabaceae. Gene Ontology annotation, molecular function: monoatomic cation transmembrane transporter activity. Gene Ontology annotation, cellular component: membrane. Gene Ontology annotation, biological process: monoatomic cation transport; transmembrane transport. The record is from RefSeq and is a predicted model, not a curated record.